Molecule: messenger RNA, 1088 nt
Organism: Phanerochaete carnosa HHB-10118-sp
Lineage: Eukaryota; Fungi; Basidiomycota; Agaricomycetes; Polyporales; Phanerochaetaceae
Exons: 1
Coding region: 20-322 (100 amino acids)
Source: RefSeq, a predicted model, not a curated record
CGCCACCACCGUCUCAAAGAUGCCCGGGUAUAGUGUCCCCUACGUCCACAGCGGUGACCCGGGCUAUGCCCCGCCAGUACUCCGCGCGCCGUCUCCAACGGACUCGAUCGGCACAGACUAUGGUCCUGACGAGACGACCCCUGAUGAAGAGCGUCUUUCCGAUGCCGAAUUCGCCAAAAUCUGCCAACAGCGCCUUCGCUUAGGAGACAUGCGCCGAGAAGAGAGGGAGGCUGAGGCUGAUCCUUUGCUGCAGAAACCGAAAAAUCCGGAUGAAGAACGGCGUGCGUCAGCUAUAGCCUGGCUCCUUGUUGUCAUGCCUUAACACUUUACUUAGGCUUGUAUCAGAAAGUUUUGUAUGACCUUAGGAUGCAAGUCAGAUGCUUGCAGGAGGAUCAUCUUUUUGAGCAGACGCUUCUGCGCAGUUCCGUCGUUGCAGAUGAACGACAACCGAUGUCCAACAAUAUAGACGCUAUUCUCCAGAGUAUGAUGGGCCCGUCUACGAACUCCGCUGCUCAGACUCCCAUCACUCCUGCACAUACCCCUCUGCCUGCCCAUGACGACUUCCUGUCUCCGAAGAUGAUGCCAAACUUCCCCGACUUCCCCUCUCCCAGUGUUACCGAUACCUCUAUGACGUUCCCCGAGCCCACCUCUGCCAUGAUGCCUCAGUCGAGCAGCACCCCUGCGAUCGGUAGAAGAGUGACCAGAAACAUGACACGGACUGGGCAUCGCUGACUUCCAGAUUUUGUUCACUCUCUGUCUUGCUCUUAUCCUGUAAUGCCCCACUAUAUGCUGCAUCUCUCACAAGCUCGAGGCAUCUGUGCUGCUUUCUCUCAGCUCAGUUGCUUGAGCACUACCGCGUAGAUGUGGUGUUGAAAAGCUGCUCUAAGCAUAGAGCCUUGCCCUUCCCUCCGGUUAGUGGCCAACCCCUCGGUAUGCGAGCUGAGCUGCGAAGUUGGGACACGUCUCUACGGCUUGCGACUCCGACAUUAUUGACACUUGCCGUUUCUGCAGGCAUGGAUGAGCAUCGUUGAAGCUUCAGUAUCGUUGCCGGACACCUCAACGCAAGAUUUCUCUCCACCGAAUGACGG